Pseudomyrmex gracilis is the source of this 1716-nucleotide messenger RNA. It is a transcript of the gene Aldh7A1, whose product is annotated as putative aldehyde dehydrogenase family 7 member A1 homolog. Bases 101 to 1699 code for a protein of 532 amino acids. NCBI's taxonomy places the organism in Eukaryota, Metazoa, Arthropoda, Insecta, Hymenoptera, Formicidae. The transcript has 9 exons. Gene Ontology annotation, molecular function: aldehyde dehydrogenase (NAD+) activity. The record is from RefSeq and is a predicted model, not a curated record.
AUCAUAUCUCUCUCUUUUUUUCUCUCUGAGUGUCAGCCCUGAUAAACCAAGCAAUUUAUUCAUCGGAACGCUUGCUACUCGUUUAGUCAUCAAUAAAUAAAUGACAAUGUCACAUCUACUGUCAAAGAAAUGUGCUUGUUAUUUUUCUUGGUUUCAUAUAAGGAGACAUUUAGUGACUGACCCUAAAUAUGGGUUUUUAAAACAAUUAGGUAUUACUUUUGAGAAUCCUGGACUUUACGAUGGAAAUUGGAGUGGAUCUGGCAAGUGGAUAGAAUCAAUAUCACCAGCUACUGGAAAAGUAAUAGCGAAAGUAUGCGAAUCCACAUCGCAAGAAGCCAGUGAAGUUAUAAAAAAAACACACGAAGCAUGGUCGCAAUGGGCAUCUAUUCCAGCACCAGUAAGAGGAAAUAUUGUACGACAAAUAGGAAAUGAACUCCGAAGAAAUUUGAAACCGCUAGGGCAUUUAAUAUCUUUAGAAAUGGGAAAGAUUUUACCGGAAGCUAUAGGCGAAGUUCAAGAAUUCAUUGAUAUAUGCGAUUAUGCGGUCGGACUAUCGCGAAUGUUUAGCGGCCGUCUGUUUCCAUCAGAGAGAGAAAAUCACAUACUUAUGGAGAAAUGGAACCCUUUAGGUGUGGUCGGCGUUAUCUCCGCAUUUAAUUUUCCUAUAGCGGUAUAUGGUUGGAACAGCGCUAUCGCUAUGGUUUGCGGUAACACCAUUGUUUGGAAAGGAGCAUUAAGCACACCUUUAGUAGCUAUCGCAACCACCAAAAUAAUCGCAGGUGUCUUAGAAAGUAAUGGUAUUCCGGGUUCCGUUGCGUCUUUGAUUACAGGUGGACCAGAUGUUGGAGAGACUUUAGUGAACGAUAAUCGGGUAUCUCUUAUUUCGUUCACUGGAAGUACAAACACAGGAAGACAAGUGGCUCUUAAAGUUCAGCAAAGAUUUGGGAAAUCUUUAUUGGAGCUUGGUGGUAACAACGCAUUGAUUCUUGCAGAAGAUGCCAAUUUAGAAAUGGCAGUGAGAGCAGCAGUUUUUUCAUGCGUUGGAACAGCUGGACAAAGAUGUACUACAACCAGGAGAUUAAUAUUGCAUAAAAAAGUAAAAGACAAAUUUUUAGAAAAGUUAAAAAUUGCUUAUAAAAGUAUAUUAGAACAAAUCGGAGAUCCAUUAGAUGAUGGUGUGUUAUAUGGACCAUUGCAUAAUCAAAAAGCGGUUAAUGCAUUCAAGACGACAAUUCAGAAAGCUGUAACAGCCGGCGGCACGAUCGAGUUUGGUGGAAAACAAAUAGAACGACCCGGUUUUUACGUUGAACCAACAAUUAUCUCGGGUUUGUCGAUAGAAACCGAGGUAGUGCAACAAGAAACUUUCGCUCCAAUCGUUUACAUCCUAGAUGUAAACGAUUUAGAUGAAGCUAUUAAUCUUAACAACUGCGUAGAGCAAGGAUUGAGCAGUAGUCUUUUUACUAAAAGCAUCAAAAAUAUAUUUGAGUGGAUCGGUCCUCAAGGAUCAGACUGUGGUAUAAUCAACGUUAACAUUGGCACUAGCGGUGCCGAAAUAGGUGGUGCGUUUGGUGGGGAGAAGGCUACAGGUGGAGGCCGAGAAAGCGGAAGCGACGCAUGGAAGCAUUAUAUGCGACGUGCGACAAUAACAAUCAAUUACGGAAACGAACUACCGCUAGCUCAGGGCAUUAAGUUUGAGUAAAAUUUUAAAAAGCGCAU